AUGGAACUCCCUCUAAGACUUCCACCUCCGGGUGUCUCCGCGAAUUUCGAUAACCCCGAAUUUCUCGGAACACCUGUAAUUGUAGUUGCUCCCAUCGCUCUGUUCCUCAUCAUCUUCUCAGCAGCUGGCCGCGUUUACUCGCGUGUCAUCGUUUUCGGUAAAUGGCGUUUCGAAGAAUAUAUCUUCUGCCUCACUUGCGCUCUAUGUGUUGCUGUCACAUGCUUCUCAAUUGCCAUCGUAGAAGGUCCUAAUGGACACCACUCGUGGGAUAUCGUGCGGACAGAGGUGUCUAAGAGUGAUGUUCAGAGCCUGAUGUCGUUCUGGAUUACCCUCGGUCCUGUUUUUUGGCUUCUCAAACUUAAUUUGUUCAUGUUCAUUCUGAACAUAUUCGAUAAUGUUCGGUGGUUCAAGAGCUGCGUGUACGUUGGCAUUAUCAUCACGGGAAUCAUCUUCUCCAGUUAUACGAUCGUCAUCACCAUGUCAUGCACCCCGAGGAAUGGUACCGACACCAUCAAUUAUCUCCAAGCGCUCAAUCGUGCGCAGUGCACAUCGCCAAAUGGAGCAAACGCAAUCAUGGCCAAUCUCACCACUGCCUUCAAUGCAGCCGCCAAUGUUUACAUCCUCCUGCUUCCGUUCCCUCUAAUCUCAACAUUGCGAUUGACGACUCUCCAAAAGCGUGGUGUCUAUGGCAUAUAUGGGGCCGGGAUAAUACUUUGCAUCUGCAGCCUGCUGGGGGCCAUUUAUCGAGUCAAGUCCUGGCAAACCAAUGAUCUGACAGGUGCUCAGAUCCCGCACACGGCACUCAUCAUAACCGAGAUCGCUCUCUCGAUCACAAUCACGUGCAUACCAUCUGUGUAUGAGACGAUUUGCCACUUCACCAAGCCGGACAUCGAUGACAGAACAACCCUUGCCACUCCGAAGUUACAGCUCCUCAAUAGUGGCAGAUCGACCCCACAAGUUGAAAGCCGCGCAACGUGGCGCAAGACGCAUCGCGAUAUCGAGGAAAUCCCCUACCGUGAGAAGCCGACAAGCCAUCCCGACCCUACAGUACCUCACACUCGCAUGAAGGCAUUGCCAACAACGCCUUUCCCUUUGCACUACGACUCCAAACCCUGUUCGCCCACCAGCGAGACAUCCUCCAAGACCGAUUUGAGCCUCAUCCUUUCACAACCCUCUCCGGCCACGCCAAAAACUCCGCAUAGCCCAGGCAGCGUUCACAGCAUGCAUCUCCCAAUUAUGCUUUCUCCUCAUGCAAGGACAUUCGAAAGGCGGAAGAGCAUGCAGAGCAUGGACUUAGAAAUCAUGCUAUCGCCCCGAGCAAUGGAUCAAGUAUUUCUUCGUUAG
Molecule: messenger RNA, 1344 nt
Organism: Aaosphaeria arxii CBS 175.79
Lineage: Eukaryota; Fungi; Ascomycota; Dothideomycetes; Pleosporales
Exons: 8
Coding region: 1-1344 (447 amino acids)
Source: RefSeq, a predicted model, not a curated record